Lactuca virosa is the source of this 675-nucleotide messenger RNA. Lineage: Eukaryota; Viridiplantae; Streptophyta; Magnoliopsida; Asterales; Asteraceae. The record is from the annotation of a GenBank genome assembly.
AUGGAAGAAGUGAAGCUUUUUAGGACAUGGUCAAGCCCAUUUGCUCUAAGGGUAGUUUGGGCACUCAAACUAAAAGGCAUAGAGUAUGAGACCAUCUAUGAAGAUCUUGCAAACAAGAGUUCUUUACUACUCAAAUACAACCCUGUUCACAAAAAAAUUCCUGUGUUGUUGCACAAUGGAACACCAAUAUGUGAAUCACUUGUAAUUCUUGAGUAUAUUGAUGAGACAUGGAACAAAACUACUCCUCUUUUACCUAAAGAUCCACUUGCUAGAGCCACUACACGUUUCUGGGCAAAGUUUAAUGACGAACAGCUAGCACCAUCAGUAUUCCAUGCUUACACAAGCCAAGGAGUGGAGCAAGAAGAAGCAAAGGCUCCUGCUUUAAAAAACCUAGAAAUUGUCGAAAAACAGCUAAAAGGAAAGAAAUUCUUUAGUGGAGAAACAAUUGGAUUCUUAGAUCUUGCAUUUGGAUGGAUUGCAAAUUAUCUUGAAAUAUUUGAAGAAACAAGUGGCAUAAAACUCUUAGAGGAAGAGAGAUUUCCUCUUAUAAUGUUAUGGAAAGAUAACUUUUAUAAUAUCUCAAUAAUUAAAGAAAGUUGGCCAGAUCGGGAGAAGUUGGUUACCAAGUUCAAGGUCAUGCGUGAGUAUUUCCUUUCUGUUAAAGCAUCUAAAUAA